AUGGAGUGGACUAGGGGGCACACCAUCGCGGGGUCCACCGCCACCGUGUCGGUUGCUGAGGUUCGUGGGUCUGGUCGGAUUUUCGCUGUCAAGUCAGUGGAGCUCCAUCGCUCCGAAUUCAUCAGGAGAGAACAGAGUAUUCUCUCCGCAUUAGACUGUCCUCAUAUUGUAGCCUACGAAGGUUGCGGCAUCACAUUUGAAAAUGGUGAGUUGAUGUAUAACUUGUUCAUGGAGUAUGCGCCUUAUGGGUCAAUCGCCGACGAAAUUCGCGAGCGUAAUGGUGGGUUUGAUGAGCUUCUGGCUGGACGCUAUGCUCGUCAGAUUCUGCUUGGGUUGAACUAUUUGCAUUCCAAUGGGAUCGUGCAUUGUGAUUUAAAAGGUCAAAAUGUUCUGCUCACCGAUGAAGGGGCUAAAAUUGCAGACCUGGGCUGUGCCAGGAGAGUUGCGGCGGCGCAGGAUUAUUAUGGUGGAGUAAUUGCCGGCACCCCGGCGUUCAUGGCGCCGGAGGUGGCGCGCGGGGAGAAGCAGGGGUUCCCUGCCGAUGUGUGGGCUCUUGGAUGUACUGUGCUGGAGAUGUUCACCGGAAAAGCACCGUGGCAUGACAUUUCCGACCUGAGUGUUCUCUAUCGAGUCGGGUUCUCCGGCGGGGUGCCGGAGAUUUCAGAUUUAUUGUCGGAGCAAGGGAAGGAUUUUGUCACCAGGUGUUUGAAAACAGAUCCGAACGAGAGGUGGACUGCAGGCGAGCUUCUCAAGCAUGAGUUCGUUCAGGAUUCAAGCAGUGUCUCGGAGAAAUUUGAUGAUUCUAGUUCAAAUUCUCCAACUAGUGUGUUGUUGGAUCGAUGCUUUUGGGACUCGUUGGAAGAGUUGCACACAACCCGAACCCGAACCCGAACCCGACCUCGACCUAUGAGCACGACUGUCUGGGGAUCCUCCUAGUCCCAGAAGUAGAAUUCGUAGGUUAUCUUGCUCUAUGCCCAAUUGGGAAUGUGAUGACAAGUGGAUCACAGUUAGAGACAGCAGCAUUAGGGAGUCGGUGAGAUUCUUCAAUGGCCUAGAAUCUAAUGAAGAAACAGAGAGUCGUGGAUUAGACAGUGCAAAUUACAUCGGAGAGGACAAUCAUUUCCUUGUUACUUGUGAACCCAGAACAGUCAGUACAGUUGGAUUGAGCGAAUGUUGUCAUAUUAAUUACGUUUGCAGCA
Molecule: messenger RNA, 1199 nt
Organism: Prosopis cineraria
Lineage: Eukaryota; Viridiplantae; Streptophyta; Magnoliopsida; Fabales; Fabaceae
Product: mitogen-activated protein kinase kinase kinase 17-like
Biological process (GO): protein phosphorylation
Molecular function (GO): protein kinase activity; ATP binding
Source: RefSeq, a predicted model, not a curated record